Messenger RNA from Engraulis encrasicolus (European anchovy), 774 nucleotides. It is a transcript of the gene fabp6, whose product is annotated as fatty acid binding protein 6, ileal (gastrotropin). Gene Ontology annotation, molecular function: fatty acid binding. The record is from RefSeq and is a predicted model, not a curated record. NCBI's taxonomy places the organism in Eukaryota, Metazoa, Chordata, Actinopteri, Clupeiformes, Engraulidae. The coding region runs from base 288 to 683 and encodes 131 amino acids. The transcript has 5 exons. Gene Ontology annotation, cellular component: cytosol; nucleus. Gene Ontology annotation, biological process: fatty acid transport.
UCCGAGUCGAACCUCCGCUGCGGGGAACAGGAGUCCACCGGCAAUGGGGAUGACAGGACGGUGUCCCCCACAACAGGAAGUUGGGUGUCAUCAUAAACAUUUACGACAGUUGUGUGGCGAUGGUGGUGACCUAAGCAUCAUGCCAUUAAAAAAGUGGGCUGAGUUGGAGGGAAAAAUCCUCUAUUUAAGCCCAGCGAGUUUCUCCCUCUGUACCUCUCUCACACCUCUGAGCCUUCGCACCUUCCCUCGUGCCUGUAGCCCACCUCUACUGCGCUUAGCAAUCUACCAUGGCCUUCAGCGGAAAGUAUGAGACCGAAUCCCAGGAGGGAUACGACGCAUUCUGCAAGCUUCUGGGUAUCCCUGAUGACAUCAUUCAGAAGGGUCGCGACUACAAGCUGGUGACCGAGGUGGUGCAGAGUGGCAACGACUUCACCUGGACCCAGCAUUACCCCGCAGGCCACUCUGUCAGCAACAAGUUCACCAUCGGCCAGGAGUGUGACAUGGAGACCAUUGGUGGGAAGAAGUUCAAGGCCACGGUCUCUAUGGACGGGGCCAAACUUACGGCACAGUUCCCCAACUACGUACACAUCUCUGAGAUCAGCGGAGGCAAACUGAUUGAGACCUCGACAGCCACCACGGCCUCAGGCCCCGUUGUCCUGAAGAGAACAAGCAAGAAGCUGUAAAGAAAAAGUCGUGUUACAGUGCCACUGCUUUUAUGCUGUAUACAACUGCCAACCUCAAACUUGAACUAUUAAUAAAAACACAUUGACGAAA